GUUUCUAUUCUUAUGUUAGGUAAAAAUCAUUUAAUUGUUGUUACAAAUGUCUUUGAGAAACAUAGGGUAAAAAAACAAACGUUUUAUUUAAUAAUAACAAAUUAAAUAAUUGCCACGUACAAUAAUAUUCACAACUUUGCUAGCGGAAAUACACCAGUACCAUUUAUGUUUUUGAGAUAUCAAACAUUUUAUUGUAUUUACUGUCAAAUUUAAUUCAUACGGAAGUAAUUAUUUUAAUUAAUAACAUUGUAUAGCUUCAUUUUGGUAGUUAAAUUUGGUUUAUUGUAUUACUUAAAUCCUUAGGAAUCUCAUUACUCAACUCAUAAGUUGGUGGACCUUCCGGUUUAUAGGAUAGCACGCGGAUGUGGUAGAGCAGCAGUUUAUGAGAUUAUUUUCUUGUUUGUAAUUUUUGGACAAUAUCUUGAAUAUUUACAAUGGCUAAUAACGGUGCCCCAGACUCGUGGGAACAGGAGGCGGACAGUGGUGUGACGGAAUCCGGCGAGAAAAAUGAUAUGUCCAGUAAGUUUUCAACGUUGAAUGUGAACGCAGCCGAAUUUGUGCCUUCAUUCUUGCCUCGACAAGCAGACCCGCUGCCGAGAAUUGACACGCCAGAAAGUGGCGACUCCUCGGCACCUAUAACAAAUGGAGGGACGGCGGCGGACGAGGAGGCGGGCCCCCACGCGAGGGACGCGGACGAGCCCCCGGGAGGGGGGGCCCCGCCGCCCCCCGCCGACAGCUGGGAGGAGGCGGUGGACGCGGACCCCCUGCUCACGCCCGACGACGAGCGGGAGGAGGCAGGCGACGACGAGGACGACCUGGAGGCGGAGGAGGUGGUCAGGCCCAAGAAGCGCGUCACCAGCAAGGCGGAGGAGACCAAGAGCAAGAAGGAGCACGUCAACGUGGUGUUCAUCGGCCACGUGGACGCGGGCAAGUCCACGAUCGGGGGCCAGAUAAUGAACCUCACCGGCAUGGUGGACAAGAGGACGCUGGAGAAGUACGAGCGGGAGGCCAAGGAGAGGAGCAGGGAGACGUGGUACUUGUCGUGGGCGCUCGACACCAACCAGGAAGAGCGGGAGAAGGGCAAGACGGUGGAGGUGGGGCGGGCGUACUUCGAGACGGACCGCAAGCACUUCACCAUCCUGGACGCCCCGGGCCACAAGAGCUUCGUCCCCAACAUGAUCGGAGGCGCGGCACAGGCGGACCUUGCGGUGCUGGUGAUCUCCGCGCGCAAGGGGGAGUUCGAGACGGGGUUCGACCGGGGCGGGCAGACGCGGGAGCACGCCAUGCUGGCCAAGACGGCGGGCGUCAAGCACCUGGUGGUGCUCGUCAACAAGAUGGACGACCCCACGGUGGAGUGGUCGGAGGAGCGCUUCAGCGAGUGCCGCGACAAGAUCCUGCCCUACCUGCGCAAGCUGGGCUUCAACCCCCAGAAGGACCUCACCUUCAUCCCCUGCUCGGGGCUCAUGGGGCUGGGGCUCAAGGACCCCAUCGACGAGAAGCUCUGCCCCUGGUACAGCGGGGAUGCGUUCAUACCGUUCAUAGACAAGCUGCCUUCUCUGAACCGCAAGAUGGGAGGCCCCUUCGUGAUGCCCGUGGUGGACAAGUACAAGGACAUGGGCAUGGUGGUGAUGGGCAAGGUGGAGGCCGGGGAGGCGAAGAAGGGCCAGUCGCUGCUGCUCAUGCCCAACAGGACGACGGUGGUGGUGGACCAGAUGUGGUCUGACGACGAGGAGGUGACGGCGGUGGGCCCCGGCGAGAACGUCAAGAUCAAGCUGAAAGGCAUAGAGGAGGACGACGUGUCUCCUGGCUUUGUCCUCUGCGACAGCACCAACCCCAUUAAGACUGGACGAAUAUUUGAUGCUCAGGUUGUAAUCCUAGAACACAAGAGCAUCAUCUGUGCGGGGUACUCGGCCGUCAUGCACAUCCACUGCGCAGCCGAGGAAGUCACAGUAAAGGCACUAAUCUGCUUGGUGGACAAGAAGACGGGGGAAAAGUCGAAGACGCGACCUCGCUUCGUGAAGCAGGACCAAGUAGCAAUCAUGAGAGUGGAGUGUGCAGGAGUGAUCUGCAUGGAGCAGUUCAAGCUUUUUCCUCAGAUGGGCAGGUUUACGUUGCGAGACGAAGGAAAAACCAUUGCAAUAGGAAAGGUGCUGAAAGUUAUUGAGUAAAUGCAGUCCACCUGCUGUGUGUUGCUUGAUAUUGAGUCCAUGUGUGGAGAUACGGACAGUUGACUGCGUCUUCGCGCUGCGGUGUAAUGGCGCAGCUGUGUUGUUCUGCUGGGAUACCAUCCAUAACAAUAUUGAUACAAACUAUAUCUGUGCUGCUACACCUACUCUUAGAUAAUAUCAUUUAUUCAUUUGGAUUUAGAUCUAAACUAAAAAGAAGGUCAUGUUUUAAAAAAAAAAAUGUUUUCAAAAAUAAAUGUUUUGGUUGGUAACAGUGGGUGGAGUGAGCAGUCGGGUAGCAGUGUCCUGGUGCUGUGCCUGUGUGUAUAUUGUGGGUGUGCGUAGUAUGGUUGCGCUGCUUUCGUUCCUCAUACCUUCGUCCUACUUCUGAUCUGACUCAAGUCCGUAGCAUUUUGUUUAUACAGUUUUUAAAAAUUACAAGUAGUAAAAAAAAUUUUUUAAUCUAGUAUGCUACAUUGAUCACAAAGAAGUUGGCGAGUAAUGACAAGGUUUUAUCCAUAUCUUUUUUGUAGUGCGUUGUGUACAGUGCACGAAGGAAAGGAAAAAAAAAAGAAAUGAAUAACCGUAGGCACAAACCUCUUGUUUUAUUGCAUGCGUGGGUGAAUCCGUGCAAACUUUUCCUGCCUUGUAAAGUUUUUUGCAAUGAAGUAAUUAUGUGUACAAUAUGUUAUAUAAAAGUGUAUAUUUUUCUGUGAUUAUAGGAAGUUUAAAUUUUGUUUCUGUGGACAUUACAUGUUGAAAUUUAUUUGCAUUCAUGCUGCGGUUGCUCGCUCCAAUCGUGUGGUCGGCGUGCGAGAUCUCCUGCUUGCGGAAAACAAAACAAACUUUUUUUCCUUGUUUUUUUUUCUCCUUUUGGAAAAACAGGCAUUAUUCAUGCAACAAAACUUUCAGUGCAGAUUUUUCAGGUGUUCCUUGUAAUAAAUAGUUUGAUCGUAACAUGGAAUUAUUAAUUAAAAAGUGCUUGCACAUUAUUUUUGUGUAUAUGAAGUAUGGAGUGGUUGGUAGGUUUUUCUCUUACAUUUCUUGCUCUGCAUUAUCAUUGAUUUGAUGUUUGUAACAUGGCUAUUGUGAUAUCUUGCAUUGCAUUUGUGAGCACUGGUAUUUCUGUUAAUAUUUCUGGCUACCUUAUCUUCUAAUUCUGUAAUUUGUAAUGAAAUUUUGAGUGACAUGUUGGAAAAAAUUAUGAUGCAGAAAAGUUGUCUGCUGCUGUGGUAAUUGUUGUUUAUUAAUACUGUAUGUACUGUUAAUUUUAAGGGCUAGGGAAUAAUUUUAUACAAGCAAAGACAUACUGUUAUUUUCAGUUGGCAGAAAUAAAAAUCUUAAAGUAACAUUUUGAAUGUCUUGUGUAAGAUAUAGCAAGUUCCAUUAUUUUUAAUUUGGAGUUAAUUAAUGAAUAGACUUUCAGUGGUAACAGAUAUUAUAUAUAUGUCAGUUGUACUUGGAAGGAGGAAAAUUUUCAGAAACAUGCUGAUAGAUAUUAGUUUACAUGCAGUAGUUGUGAAUAUUUGCACUGGAAAUAAUUUAUUUUACCCUAACAUACAUUGUGUGAGCAAGUGCAUUUGAUUGAAGCGAUUCAACACUUAUUCCUUUUAAAUAUUAUGUCAGUAAUUUUCAUCCACAAUUUUUUUUUUCUGAUAGCACUUCAUAAUUUCAAGGGACUAUAUAAUGUUAAAUAUUACAUAUAUUAUAAUACAUUUAAAAAAAAGUAAUUUUCCUUUGCAAGAGAAAAGUUUGAACUAAAGGUGCUCAAGCAAUGUGUGAUUGCUAAUUGUGAUGAGAUUUACAUAAAAUAUAGGGACUCAGUAGUGUUUGGAAAUAAACAGUCUUGAAACUAAUUGUCUGUUUUUUUUUAAAAGCUAUGCUUAAAGAAAAUUUUUGAACAAAUCAUUGGAACUCAUUGUGUAUAUUAUUUUUGCUUAGUCAUGAAUGUAGCUUGCAUUUUGCUAUUGCUUUAAUGGUGAUGACUGCUCUUGUCUUGCAAUCUAGCGUGGAGACAUUUGUGAGGAAAGCAAUGCCUUGACUGAACUUGAGCACCAAGUCGAGAGUCAACUAAUGGAGUGGUCUGGGACUGCCUGUGAGCAGAAAGUACCAAUACUUUCUGCUGUUGCAGGCUAACUGUGUGUCGUAAUUUAAAGUUAAUAAUUUCAUUUGAAUAAAAAUUUUUUAAGAAGCCA
Messenger RNA from Bacillus rossius redtenbacheri, 4360 nucleotides. It is a transcript of the gene eRF3, whose product is annotated as eukaryotic peptide chain release factor GTP-binding subunit ERF3A. Gene Ontology annotation, biological process: nuclear-transcribed mRNA catabolic process, deadenylation-dependent decay; translation; translational termination. Lineage: Eukaryota; Metazoa; Arthropoda; Insecta; Phasmatodea; Bacillidae. Gene Ontology annotation, molecular function: GTP binding; GTPase activity; translation release factor activity. The transcript is spliced from 10 exons. Gene Ontology annotation, cellular component: translation release factor complex. The coding region runs from base 435 to 2168 and encodes 577 amino acids. The record is from RefSeq and is a predicted model, not a curated record.